UUGUGAGUUGGUCUUGCAUGCUGGCUGUUGCUUUGUAAAAUAGGGGGAAUAUAGCGUAUCUACCUGCUUCAUGGUACCAUUGAAAACAGAGUGAGGAAAGCAACUCUCAAGUGAAGCUCGCAGAGGAAAACGAUGGUUGGGAAAAAACACCAAGAGAAUCAUCUUCAAGAAAUGUGCUGCCAAGCAUUUUGCCUUUGCACCACUCACAUUAGCAGCUGUCUGUAAUCCACCGCUCAGUGAGUGAGACAAGCAUACCGGUCUAAUGCUCAGCAUAUACCAAGCAUGAGGGAGACAAAAUAUAGGGAGUUCGGGUCGUUCAACACAAGCGUUGCCUCGUUUCCCUUUCGCUUCAGUACGAAAUCGUCUCUGCGCUCGUGAUAUAGUCUCUCUCUGCUUGGCUCUGUGGUGUUCCCAAUUUUUCCACUUCAAGUACUCUUUUGGAAUAUUGUGUGUUGUGUUGGCUAUUGUCAUGACGCCAGCAUUAAAUGUCGAUAAAUUCAUUGAGGAUAUUAAAAAUCGACCGGUAUUAUGGCAUCGGGACUAUCCAAAAGUUGUGAAGGCAUUGCAGGAAGCUUGGACGGACAUCUCAAUUUGCCAUGGCAUUCCACAACGCUUACUGAAGACAAAGUGGAAGACACUCCGUGAUACGUUCCGUGUUGAAAUGAAGAAAAUACCCCGAACUGACGAUGGCGAAUUUGCAAUUCCACCACAAACUUACCAAUCUCAGUGGGUACACUACAAACAAAUGAGUUUCCUAGCUGGACAAAUGAGACUUCGUGAUCCACCACAAGAAGAUCUAUCCGAUCCGGUUAACUACAAUAUUGGCUACCCUAUGGAAGAUCAUGAUGGUCAUCAUGGCUACUCUAUGGAGUACGACGAAACGACCUAUGAAGAUUCAAAGGAACUUUUGAGGCAGCAACUUGAAGAGAAGCCUCGUCCUAUGACGCAUUCUCGUAGGCCUGCAUCUAAGUCUAAGGCUUCGUCUAAGAAAAAAGCUCGACAUUCGGCGCCAGCCUCAACGCCAUCUAGGGUGUCUUCAAGGCCAAAGCCCAAACCCAAACCUAAACCACCAAGUCCUAAACCAACCAUCACAACAACAACAUCAGAAGUUACGGCGCCUUCACCUAGGCUCAAUGAUGAAGACUCUCAAGGAUCAGGUGGUGCAAGUCCAAAGGACGAUGAUUACUACUUCCUAAUGAGCCUACAUCCCUAUAUGCAGCAAUUGAAGCACGCUCAGAAACUUCAAGCUCGCAUGGAAAUACAGAACAUUGUUUUCAAGCGACUCUACAGCCAGGGAGACUUUUAAAGGAAAACCCUAAUUGAGAUGCGAAACCCAAGACUAGGUCAACCAUAAAUUGGGUUACGCAAAAUCAAUAUUAUUUUCUUUUCUAGGAUAUCCAUAACCUUAAUUUAAUAUUCUUUCAGAUAUAUCGUUAACUCCGUUAACUCUAUUUUCUAUGUGUAUUUUGUAGUUUUCAUAAAGACUAAGGUCAUAUCUUCACUUAGUUUUCCCAAAGUCAUUAAUUCGAAGUUAUAAGUUUUGUCACAUGAAUUAUCUUCGUAACAAUGAAUUUUGUAAUUCGAAAGAACAAAGCAAUUUAGGUGAAGAAGUGUCCCUAAAAAAUCUCUGCCAUUCAUAAUAAAAUGUACUUGACACAAAAAAUUUGACUACUCGUUGACUUCAAGAUAAGUCUACGAAGCAUUUUCCUGCAGUACUUUUAGCAUAGUUAAACAUUUUGGCCAAGCUAGGAAAUAUGUCACCUUAGACUUAUAACACAACAACAAACUAUGUUGUAUCUAAAAAUAGAUUAUGAAUUCAAGAUAUGCGCCUGUAGUGUUAAUUGUGUGUGCAUCACUGUAUAAGCUAGAACACAAUUGAAUUCUUUCAAUUUUGUGUUUGGAAAAAAAAAUAAAAAAAAUAAAUUGAAAUGAAAAUGA
This is a messenger RNA of Phlebotomus papatasi, 1938 nucleotides long. RefSeq lists its product as uncharacterized. The record is from RefSeq and is a predicted model, not a curated record. Lineage: Eukaryota; Metazoa; Arthropoda; Insecta; Diptera; Psychodidae. Gene Ontology annotation, cellular component: nucleus; transcription regulator complex. Gene Ontology annotation, molecular function: DNA binding. Gene Ontology annotation, biological process: regulation of transcription by RNA polymerase II. The coding region runs from base 470 to 1306 and encodes 278 amino acids. The transcript is spliced from 2 exons.